AUGACGAUGGAACGUGGUUCCUCUGUAUUUGACAAAAGUGUAUAUUUACAUGCUCUGGCCACCUCUGAUCUUGUAUUAUUGAACACAUCAAAAGUUAUUGAUGCACCCAUGCAAGAACUGUUGAAAUAUGCCAUGUUUGUAUAUUCAUCAUUUAGGAUUGUCCUCAUAUGGGAAACCGAAACUAACAUUCAUUUUGUGCGAGACAUGGCCACGGAAAACCAAGACGAAUUCAAUGCAGCAAAAGAAUCGAUCGAAAGAGCAAUGCUCGAAUAUUUCGUUGACGAUUCAGCAAAAAUCGGGUUCACUUGUGUAUUAGAACAACUGAUCUAUAUGACAUUAGCAUCGGCGCUACAUCGAAAUGAAGGCAACUGGAUGAUAAUACUAACUGAUCUGAGGAGGCAUAUACCUGACAAUAUUACUGAAUACUCACAAAAGGCACCUCCUAACCACAAAAAUUGGUCCAUGUGGAUAAACACAAUGAGUAGCGUAUGGACAUGCAUCCGGGGAAAUUUGAAUUUGUUGGAUGCUAGUUCGUUGACUGAAAUGGAAUUCAAAGAAUCCAUGGAUACAGCGCUAAAUGAAGUGAUUCGAUCCCCAGAUACUAUCACAAAAACGAAACAGUCAAUGUUGAGCCGUAUAGACGAAAUGUUACGGACAAGAACGCGUGGUAGUUCCAUCAGUUUUGAUCAAGUUAACCCACAAUUUAAAAGUAAAAUGGCGAAUAAUUUCAAACUCGGCGAAAGGAAGGUCGUUGAGAUGUUUGUGUUGCGUGUUGAUACUCUACAGCCCAAUUUAUUGAGCGUCUAUACACACUUCAAAGAUGAUGUCAUUCUCAAAGAAAUUACACAGCACAAGAAGAUACAUAUGAAAUUGUUAGUCUAUCGUUUCUAA
Molecule: messenger RNA, 891 nt
Organism: Didymodactylos carnosus
Lineage: Eukaryota; Metazoa; Rotifera; Eurotatoria; Philodinida; Philodinidae
Source: the annotation of a GenBank genome assembly